CUCCCCUUUGGCACUCGCGGCGUUGCAGCCAAAAACACGCAGUCGGGCAGUAAAUAGACAGCUGCCGCGGUCAAAACAUCUGAUGUGGCCAUAAAAUAUUUUUAAACUCCGGCAGUUCUUGCUAAAUUUUCGUGAUUAAAUUAAAGAAAAUGGCUUCAAAGUACAAGUCAGUUGUCGCUGGAGGUAUUGCCAUCGGCACUGCAGCAUUCGCAGGGAAUUUUUUACUGGCAGACGGUCAAAGCAGCAACAAAUCGGUUGUGUUAGCGUCAGAGGUGAAUUUGAAGAAGAAACUCCGCCGCUUUCCAACCAGAGCUGAGCAGCUGGAGUCUCUGAAAACGGAGGAAUUCGACGUUUUGGUCAUUGGCGGUGGUGCAACUGGUGCAGGAUGCGCUCUUGACGCUACUUCUAGAGGCUUAAAAACGGCUUUGGUGGAGGCUGAUGAUUUCAGCUCUGGCACCAGCAGCCGCAGCACCAAACUGAUCCAUGGUGGCGUCCGCUACCUGCAGAAGGCCCUCAUGGGUCUUGAUUAUCAGCAGUACAAGAUGGUCCGUGAGGCGCUGCAUGAGCGCGCCAAUUUUCUGGCCGUCGCUCCGCACCUCGCCGAGCCGCUGCCAAUCAUGCUCCCUGCAUAUGCUUGGUGGAAAGUGCCGUACUUUUGGUUUGGUAUGAAGAUGUACGACGUCCUAUCUUGGUCAAAGUGCGUGCGCAGCUCACACUACAUUUCGAAAGAAAUGGCUUUGGAAUAUUUCCCAAUGCUGAAGAAAGAGAAUCUGAGAGGCGCCAUCGUUUAUUAUGAUGGUCAAAUGAAUGACGCCAGAGUGAAUUUAGCACUGGUCCUGACGGCUACUCGUCACGGCGCCACAGUGGCCAACCACGUCCGAGUGACCAGUCUGCUGAAGGACGCCAACGGCAAAGUCUGCGGUGCUAGAAUGCGUGACGAGAUGAGUGGCGGAAAAGAGUGGGAGGUCAAAGCCAAAUGUGUCAUCAACGCCACAGGCCCCUUUACUGACGCCAUCAGAAAAAUGGAUGACCCCCAGGUCAAGGAAAUUUGCUCUCCCAGCUCUGGUGUUCACAUCGUCCUGCCAGAUUAUUACAGCCCAGCAAAAAUGGGUCUUUUGGACCCUGACACCAAGGACGACAGAUUUUUGUUCUUCCUUCCUUGGGAAAAGCACACAAUCGCCGGCACAACUGAUGAUCCUUGCAAGGUGUCUGAAAAUCCUGCGCCGACUGAGGAGGACGUGCAGUUUAUUUUGUCUGAAAUCAAACGAUACCUUAGCCCUGAUGUUGAAGUUCGUCGCGGUGAUGUUUUAUCUGCCUGGAGUGGCAUCCGUCCUUUGGUGUCCGAUCCCAACAAACCGAACACACAGUCCCUUGCACGGAACCACAUCGUCCAUGUUUCCAAAAGUGGACUGGUGACUAUUGCUGGCGGAAAGUGGACCACCUACAGGUCUAUGGCCGUAGACACUUUGGACGAGGCUGUUAAGUCUUGUGGAUUAAAACCAGAAUAUGUGAAAAGUCAGACGGACGGACUGUUUCUGGAAGGUGGACGUGGGUGGACACCUACCAUGUACAUCACCCUCGUCCAGGACUUUGGACUGGAAAGUGAGGUUGCCCAGCACCUGGCAAACACCUACGGCGAUCGUGCGUUUGCAGUGGCCAAGUUGGCGUCUAUGACCGGUCAGCGUUGGCCCAUCAUCGGCAAGCGUCUGCACCCCGACUUCCCAUACAUCGACGCCGAGGUGCGUUACGCUGUGAAGGAAUACGCGUGCACGGCGAUUGACGUGAUUGCCCGGCGCCUGCGACUUGCCUUCCUCAAUGUGCAGGCGGCCCAGGAGGCCCUGCCCAUGAUCAUUGACAUCAUGGGUGAGGAAUUAGGCUGGAGCGCCAAGGAAACAAAAGCCCAGUACGAGUCCGCGCUCACCUUCCUCAAUGAGCAAAUGGGCCAAGGCCUGAAUCGGGCCUGCAGACACUCCAACAUUCCGAUCAAACUAAGUUCAGAGGAGAGGAAGAUUUAUGAGAAGAAGUUCGCAUCUUUGGACUCUGGCAAAAAAGGGUACAUUUCCUUGAAUGAUGUCAGGAUGGCUUUAAGGAGGGCUGGUGAAGACAUUCCAGGAGAACAACUGCAUCAGAUUUUGAAAGCCAUAGAUGGAAAUACUAAUGGGCUAAUUGAACUUCAUGAAUACCUGCAGUUGAUGUCAGCCAUAAAAAACGGCGUUCUGCAGGAUCCAAGACUGGUAUCAAAUGAGAAAUAACUUUUUGAGAAAAUAGCUAAUAAAUACAAGAAAAUAAAAAUGUUUAAUUAUAAUUUAUAAUACUUUUUUUGUAAUUUUGUAGGAAUUUUCAUUUCAAAGAAAGAAAAAAACUAAAAAGAAAAAACAAUUUGACAAUGUUUUCUUUUUAAAUAAAAAGCAUUAUGUCUUGUGAUUACACAUCA
This is a messenger RNA of Neocloeon triangulifer, 2434 nucleotides long. RefSeq names its product glycerol-3-phosphate dehydrogenase, mitochondrial-like. Gene Ontology annotation, biological process: glycerol-3-phosphate metabolic process. Bases 150 to 2252 code for a protein of 700 amino acids. Gene Ontology annotation, cellular component: glycerol-3-phosphate dehydrogenase (FAD) complex; mitochondrion. The record is from RefSeq and is a predicted model, not a curated record. Gene Ontology annotation, molecular function: glycerol-3-phosphate dehydrogenase (quinone) activity; calcium ion binding. The transcript is spliced from 10 exons. NCBI's taxonomy places the organism in Eukaryota, Metazoa, Arthropoda, Insecta, Ephemeroptera, Baetidae.